Messenger RNA from Vitis riparia (riverbank grape), 744 nucleotides. Its product is annotated as probable polygalacturonase At3g15720. Gene Ontology annotation, biological process: carbohydrate metabolic process. Lineage: Eukaryota; Viridiplantae; Streptophyta; Magnoliopsida; Vitales; Vitaceae. Gene Ontology annotation, molecular function: polygalacturonase activity. Bases 1 to 744 code for a protein of 247 amino acids. The record is from RefSeq and is a predicted model, not a curated record. The transcript is spliced from 6 exons.
AUGGCCAAGGGGCAGGCACUCAAGUUUUAUACUUGCCCGAACCUAGUACUUCAAGGAUUGACACAUAUCAAUCCUCAAAAGGCCCAUAUCAUUUUGACAAAAUGUGAUGGAGCAAACAUCAAUAGCAUCACUAUAACUGCACCUGAAGAUUCCCCUAACACGGAUGGUAUCGACAUUGCUAGCUCAAACCAUGUUCAAGUCCAGAACUCCAAAAUUGGAACAGGUGAUGACUGCAUUGCUAUUAGUGCAAGAUGUUCCUUUAUCAAUAUAACCGGCGUCACAUGUGGACCUGGCCAUGGUAUUAGCAUUGGAUCACUGGGAGAUCCUGGAUCAGGUGACUUCGACACGGUGUCAGAAGUACAUGUGCGAAGUUGUAAUUUUACAGGAACCAACACUACUGGAAUUAGGAUCAAGACAUGGCAGGGAGGGCAGGGAGAAGUAAAGAAAAUAACAUAUGAAGACAUUAUGUUUGACAAUGUCCGCAACCCAAUUGUCAUUGAUCAAUUUUAUUGUCCUCACAACGUCUGCAAAAACAAUACCGGUACCAGUGCAGUGGCAAUAAGCGAUGUAUCAUACACCGGAAUAAUUGGGACGUCAAGUGGAGACGAGGUGAUGUCUUUGAAUUGUGGUACCGAAAGUUCAUGCAACAAUAUUGUGCUUGAUGAUGUCCACUUAAAGACCUCAGAUCCAACGAAGACGCUUUUGUUCGUUGUGUCAAUUUUAAUGGAAGAGCAUCGAAUGUAG